CUCAGACACAGCGGAUCACUGAUCCAUGGAAAGAGCCGAAGAUGUCAGCUCAGUCAUGUGAUCAGCUGUGUCCAAUCACAGCUGAUCGCAUGGGACAUGUACACUGAUCAUCAGGGCACUGAUGAUCAGUGUGCCCUGAUGAUCAGUGUAGCCCCAGCAGUGCCACCUGUCAGUGCCCAUCAGUGCCACAUCAAUGCCACAUAUCUGUGCCCAUCUGAGCUGCCUUUCAGUGUCACCUAUCAGUGCUAGUCAGUGCCACCUAUCCAUGCCAGUCAGUGUCACCUAUCAGUGCUGCCAAUCAGUGCCGCUUAUCAGUGCCAGUCAGUGCCGCCUAUCAGUGCCAGUCAGUGCCGCCUAUCAGUGCGCUGCAGUG
Molecule: messenger RNA, 373 nt
Organism: Staurois parvus
Lineage: Eukaryota; Metazoa; Chordata; Amphibia; Anura; Ranidae
Source: the annotation of a GenBank genome assembly